This is a messenger RNA of Suillus fuscotomentosus, 1668 nucleotides long. RefSeq lists its product as uncharacterized. The transcript is spliced from 13 exons. Lineage: Eukaryota; Fungi; Basidiomycota; Agaricomycetes; Boletales; Suillaceae. Gene Ontology annotation, molecular function: FAD binding. Bases 1 to 1668 code for a protein of 555 amino acids. The record is from RefSeq and is a predicted model, not a curated record.
AUGUCUCUCCCCGAGAACACGACCGUGCUUGUUGUCGGUGCAGGCCCCGCGGGUGUCACAGCUACUCUUUCUCUCGCCCACCACGGGUGCCAUGACUUCGUUAUCGUGGAUGCCGUAGUCGAAAGACUGAGAACAUCAAGGGCGGUCACCAUACACUCUGCAACCGUCGAGAAGCAUUCCGCCCACCCUUACGCGCUAUAUAUCCCUCAAAAUGUAACGGAGCUUGUACUUGGGCAGACGUUGCAGAGCCUUGGUGUUCAAGUGCAACGUCCGCACAGGGUAGUAGGAAUGAAACAGAACGAGAAGGACUCUCGCGUCACCGACGUGUCCUUUGAGGACGGUCAAGUUAUCAGAGCUAGAUAUAUUAUCGGCGCAGAUGGUGCCCGCUCAAUUAUUCGUACCAUCGCCGUUGGGGAUGCAGCCCAUAUACAUUCCCCUGCUGGCGGUCAGGGCAUGAACCUGGGCAUGAGGGACGCGAACUUCCUUACAGAGGCUAUCACAAAGCAUAUUCAAGCUUCUGCAGAGAAUCCCGAUGAGGAUGAUGCCAUUUUUCAGGAAAUCGCGGACGCUCGUCACGCACGAGCACUAGAAACCAUCGGAUUUACCAAGACACUUUCGAAUCUCACAGGCCUUACGUACGAUCCAUAUGCUUGGUGGAUGCCGUUCAGUGGGGCCUCCGUCCGCGAUCUGGUGCUAAGGAUAUUGGGCGGAUUUGAUUGUGUGCAGUCGAAGGUUGCAUGGGGCCUGAGUGGGCUUGGAAGACGACUGGUGACCUGCAUAGUACUGGUCGGUCUAGCCCACUUGUACAUGGAUCAAUUCGAACUGGAACUGCGUCUUGAUCAGAUCAAGAUAAGCGAAAGCUUCGUCGAGGCCACAGUCCAGAUAUCCUGCAUGUACUAUCCGCAGAUCACUACUGUCGUCAUCACACUUGUUCCGUCGCCUGGAGAUGGGGAGAGCGUGAUGAGUAACAGCUUUAGUCCGAUACCUUGGAAGGCACUACAUACCGUUCAGUCGCUAUACACUCAGAGUAAUGGGGUAUCACUAUUACCUUAUUCCAUGAUUGCCGUUUGCACAGUCAAGGAAAAGGAAAAUGGCAUCCUGAUCCCCCAGCUUAGUGAAACACUUACGAAAGGUGGCGAGAUCGUACUCAAGUUAGCGCAGAAGGAAGGCGGGUUGCAUUGGAAGUUAGCUUUCCAUCCUCCGCUUUAUACUGAAAAGAACCUCCAUGAUAGUAACACGGGCAUCACUGCAGAACAAGUAUAUGUCUCAACCGAUUUUGGGGAUAAGCACGGCGACCAACGAGUCACGGUCGCCUCCGAUGUGUUGCAACAGACUACACGAACUCAAACUACACCUGCAUUUGAUAAUGACAAUUUCAUAAUCAAGAAUGAGUACGAGGAUACCAGGCUUGCUCUAUGCUUAAUCGAGGAGGAUGGUGAACGUCUGCCUAUCGUUGAUUUGGGCACACUCCCAAAGAAUCAGAUAUUCACAAUCAGUGGACCGUUAUAUCUACAAGCCUACGCCAUGGCAGAACAAAUGGUGGGAAAGCCGCUCGAAUUGACAGAUUGUGCUCCGUUACUAGGACCUAUGGCUGUAGUCGAUCUCCCCGAGUCUGCAUUUAUACUUUAUACCAAGCGAAACGGGUCAACCAUGCUUCAUCAGCCCUAG